Hibiscus syriacus is the source of this 364-nucleotide messenger RNA. Its product is annotated as polyadenylate-binding protein-interacting protein 4-like. NCBI's taxonomy places the organism in Eukaryota, Viridiplantae, Streptophyta, Magnoliopsida, Malvales, Malvaceae. The transcript is spliced from 4 exons. Gene Ontology annotation, cellular component: cytoplasmic stress granule. The coding region runs from base 23 to 364 and encodes 113 amino acids. The record is from RefSeq and is a predicted model, not a curated record. Gene Ontology annotation, molecular function: RNA binding. Gene Ontology annotation, biological process: cytoplasmic stress granule assembly.
UUACUUUUUUCCUUCUUCUAAGAUGAAUAUGAAACAAGCUAUGUUUCCAAGAUCUUCUGCUAAUGGAUUUGACCAUGGAAGAGGUGGUAGAGAGGUUGGGGCUAGGGUGGAGAACAAGGUGCAGUCCAUGAAAUCCAAUCAAGGAAGAACACAAACUUCAGGUGAUAUGGCUUAUGGGAGGACUGGAGGUUAUGAAUGUUCUUCCCGUGAUUGGUUAGUUUAUCUGACAAAGUGUCUUAUUGGGCAUCCAGUUCAAGUCCAUGUGAAAAAUGGAUCAAUUUACACUGAAAUUUUUCAUGCAACUAAGUCUGAGGCAGAAAACGAUUUUGGUAUGAUCAAUUAUUUGAUUCUGGACUCAUCCUGA